Messenger RNA from Branchiostoma floridae (Florida lancelet), 1861 nucleotides. Its product is annotated as cytochrome P450 2J6-like. Gene Ontology annotation, biological process: xenobiotic metabolic process. The transcript is spliced from 8 exons. Gene Ontology annotation, cellular component: cytoplasm; intracellular membrane-bounded organelle. The coding region runs from base 22 to 1638 and encodes 538 amino acids. The record is from RefSeq and is a predicted model, not a curated record. Lineage: Eukaryota; Metazoa; Chordata; Leptocardii; Amphioxiformes; Branchiostomatidae. Gene Ontology annotation, molecular function: heme binding; iron ion binding; oxidoreductase activity, acting on paired donors, with incorporation or reduction of molecular oxygen, reduced flavin or flavoprotein as one donor, and incorporation of one atom of oxygen.
AGAGUGGUACAACCAGUACACAUGACCUUUGGCACCUGUGUCAAUAAAGCGGUAAAGUCACAACGACAAACAAGCAAGGAUCUCUCAGACCCAGUCAAGCGGCUGGACAUUUCUUCAAGAUUCCUCAUUUUCAGGACAAUGUUUUCUGCCUUGUUGUCAGAAGUCUCCAUCCAGAUCAUGGCGGUAGCUUCCGCCGUUUUUCUGACCCUCCUCGUCUUCUUCAAACGGCGUAAGAACCUCCCACCGUCACCGAGUGGGAGCUGGCCUGUUGUCGGCCACCUGUUGUCCCUCGGCCGAGCGCCCCACCUGAAGCUUACGGAGUGGAGGAAGCAGUAUGGCGACGUGUACACUGUCAGAAUGGGGAUGGAAGACGUGGUGGUUCUGAACGGCUACCGGGCCAUCAAAGAGGCACUUGUGGACUACAAGGACGCUUUCUCCAGCAGGCCAAACGUGUAUGUGCUAAAUCUAGUAUCUGGCUUUGGGAAAGACAUCGCCUUCACAAAAUUCAACCCAGCCUACUUGGAAAAACGUAGGUUUGCCGUCAGUGCGCUGAAAAAUCUUGGAAUGAAAAUGGGACCAGUCAGCGUAGAAGAACACAUCAGAGAAGAGGCUCGUCAGCUCUGUCUGAAGCUGUCCGAACAAGGGGACGCACAUCCACGUGACAUCGCCGACAGCCUGACUGUGUCAGUCUCCAACAUCGUCUGCUCCAUGGUGUUCGGAAAACGUUACGACCACGAUGAUGAAAAGUUCGUCGAACUGAUCAAGAUUGUAAACAAGGUACUCUCCCAACUUGAACAUGGAUCCAGUCAGCUGAUGAUGGUGUUUCCCUUUCUGCGAUUCAUACCAGGAGUAAACUCAACAAACAGGAUUCUUGUUGAGUGCAUUGACAAAGUCCACGAAUUUCUUCGACAAGAAAUUACGAAGCAUCGCGAGAUCCUGGACAGCGAGAAUCCACGAGACUUCAUCGACCUUAUCCUCGCCGAACUACAGACCAAGGAUAAAACCGACUGUUUUACAGAGGAGAACAUUGUGUGGAUAAUUCAAAAUAUGUUUUUUGCUGGAACGGAGACCACAGUCAGCACCUUGCGAUGGGGCAUUCUCUACAUGGUUCUGUGUCCAGAAGAACAGCAGAAGGUCCAAUCUGAGCUGGACAGUGUCCUGGGAACAGACCAUGACGUGGCCACCCUGGCCCACAGGUCCCAGCUCCCGUAUACCGAGGCUACUAUCAUGGAGACCCAGCGAAUCCGACUUGUGGCUCCCCUUAAUGCUCCUCAUGCUCCUAACGAGGACACGACCUUCCGAGGCUAUGAUAUCCCAGCGGGAACGCAGGUCCUUACCAACCUGUGGUCAGCUCAUAUGGACCCAGAAUACUGGACGAACCCAGAGAAGUUUGACCCCCGUAGGUUCCUGGACUCGGAAGGCAAGGUGGUCAGUAGACCGGACUCAUACCUACCCUUUUCUGCUGGCCGCCGUGUCUGCCUCGGUGAGCAGCUGGCUAAGAUGGAGCUCUUUCUGCUAUUUUCUUCCCUCCUGAAACACUUCACCUUCAAGUUGCCAGAGGGCGCCGCUGCACCUUCGGCCGAUGACUGCAUGAGAGUGACCCCGCCAAGAGUGAUUAUGUGCAUCACUCGGCGCUAGGAUGCUCAAUUCAAAACAAAUUGUGAAGAUUAUCGGCAAUACACAAGUAUGACUUGUAUAAAACGGUACACAACAUGACUUGUAUAAAACGGUGUUAAAUGAUUCUAUUGUAUAACUGUUGACGCUUUGAUAUAUAAAUUAUGCACAUUGUAAAACGGAAUCAGAAAAUAUCUUCUGUUUGAUCAUACCGAGCCUUGUUACUGUAGAUAUACCUUUUUAGACC